AUUGCCAUACCGAGCGUCUAUGCGAGUGCACACCGUACGGCUCCCGCUGGAUAGGAGCGAACUGCUUUUGUUUUUCAUUCAUUCUGAAUGCAGCACGCUGGUGCGUUGAGCUAGUGGAUGCGAAGACGGUGUGAUAGUGUGAUAAGCAGUGGAGAAAGAUUGAUCACAAAAUAAAAGAAACUGGUGCAUUUCGUUCGAGAUUGGUUUCGACAUUGGUGAACCGAAGUGAAGAAGUGACCCUGCAGUGCGAAUGCAAAAAGGGGUUCAAACUGAUCUGAAACCCGAAAGUGAAAGCUAUCGCGUAUUAUUAGUGUACGAAUUCGUAAGAAUACACUUUUCCGCUGAGUGAGCUGGGCUGUGUGCUCGCGUGUGUGUGUAUGUGUGAUUGAGUGAUCGGAGACAAAUCUGCAAACGUGAAUCAAUAUCCGGCAGCUUGCAAGCCUGUUGGCAGCUAACAACAGAUAACGGAUAAACUGUACCAACUGCUGCCAUAGACCGUUGUAGUGCGAUAUUGAGGAGCAAACAUUGUGAACGAAAAAGUAACCGAACGAAACAGGACGUCCGCAAACGAAGCGGCCCUUGCAACCAAAAAACAAAACCACGCAGCAACAAACUGCGAGCACGAAAAACUCUGCGACACGAAACAGCGAACGAAAAAACGAUGGGCAACCGAAUGCGAUCCUUGGUCGCGACGUUCGUGCUACUAUUCACAGUACUCGAGAAUGUCCACUGUGAUGCACCGUUGGUCGAUUCGGCAGCGCUGCCGCUGGAACACAGAGCCGUCUACGGUCCGCCUGCACCCUCACCAGUAUACGGUACGCCUGGUUUGCUGAGUGGCGGCGGAGGUAGCGGCGGCCUGAUCGGGGGCGGCGGCGGUGGCGGCGGCGGAGACGACCCGUGGCCACUGUCCGCCUCGAACGACAGCCCGCAGAUCAAGCAUCUGCAGGUGCAGUGCGAAAAGACGCACAUGCGCGUCAACAUCGAGUUCGACCGGCCGUUCUACGGCAUGAUCUUCUCCAAGGGUUUCUACAGCGAUCCGCACUGCGUGCAUCUGAAGCCGGGCACCGGCCACCUGAGCGCCACCUUCGAGAUCUUCCUGAACAGCUGCGGUAUGUCCAGCUCGGCCAACCACAAUGCGGCAAGCUUCGGCGGUCCGACGCCGUCCGGUAGCUACGUCGAGAACACGAUCAUCAUCCAGUACGAUCCGUACGUGCAGGAGGUUUGGGAUCAGGCCCGCAAACUCCGCUGCACGUGGUACGACUUCUACGAGAAGGCGGUCACCUUCCGGCCGUUCCAGGUCGAUAUGCUGCACGCCGUCACGGCCAACUUCCUGGGCGACAACCUCCAGUGCUGGAUGCAGAUCCAGGUCGGCAAGGGCCCGUGGGCGUCCGAGGUGUCGGGCAUCGUGAAGAUCGGCCAAACGAUGACGAUGGUGCUGGCGAUCAAGGACGACGAGAACAAGUUCGACAUGCUGGUGCGCAACUGCGUGGCCCACGACGGCAAGCGCGCCCCGAUCCAGCUGGUCGACCAGCAUGGCUGUGUGGUGCGGCCGAAGAUUAUGAGCAAGUUCCAGAAGAUCAAGAACUUUGGCCCGUCCGCGUCGGUCGUUUCGUUCGCCUACUUCCAGGCGUUCAAGUUCCCCGACUCGAUGAACGUGCACUUCCAGUGCGUGAUCCAGGUGUGCCGGUACAACUGCCCCGAGCCGAAGUGUGCCGGCGGCGACUACGGACUGCCAGCGCUGACCGGUAACGGCAUCUCGGGCGAGUACGGUGCACCGGGACCGCUGAGCGGCGAGUACGGACCACCGCACCUGUCCGAGUACGGUGUACCGCCAGCGGCCUACCCGGACCCACGCCACCCGUCCGACGCGUCCGGCGCGUACUCGGAGAACCAGGACAGUGUGGUGCCGGCCCCGCAAGCCCAAACGUCCGCCAACUCGGCCGAGAACAAAUCGGACGGCCCAGUGAACGCUAACGAUCGCAUCGAAUCGCAGCCACAGUCCGCGAACCCGUCGUCCAACGACAUCCACGACCACAUCAACAUGCCGCCACCGCCGCCACCAGGCCAGACGUCGUACGUCACCGUGACCAAGCAGCAAAAGAAGGACGAUGGACUGUCGGGCGAGAACAGCGGCAAUCUGGUGAGCCUGGGCGGACGGCCCCGCUCGGUGGAGGGACUGGACGAUCUGCGCGGUGUGCGCCGACGACGGGACACGAUGUCGGUGGUGAUCCGGCCGCGCAUCUACAAGCGCGACGCCCAGGAGAUGACGGACGUCAACACCGAGCGCAUCAUCCAGGUGGUGGCACCGGGAGACGUCAACUUUGCGCUUAACAACGCGUCCGGCAACGAGACGGUCGUGAUCCAGUCGCAGCGAACCGUCGACCCGGAAACGAUCUGCAUGUCGGUGCCGAGCUUCGUCGGCGGACUGGUGAUGCUGCUGCUCGUGCUCGCCGUGGCGUCCCUGGUAGCGGCCUUCCUGUUCGUGCGCGUGCGACACUUCGACCGGAAAGGUACGACCGCCAGCCGCCGACCGCACUUUGUACUGUCGGAGCUGUGGACCUAAGGCGCAGGCAGCGAGAUGUCUCGGCUUCCUUUUCCCUUUGCGAACAGCUCAUCUUAUCUAUCUUUUCUUUUCUCUCUUUCAUCGCACGCAAACGCCACCCGGUUCGUGUGGACCUGGAUUUCGGAUUGCACUCUUCAAUCAUGUUGUGGGACAUCACACAUCACCCUGGGAUCCAUGUCGCACUCCACGCACCGCACUUGCGCACUCAUUCUGAACCCUCACAGGCAAUCCUUUCUCCGGACACUAAGCGACGAACCCCGUCCGUGGGUCGGUCCUCGUGUCCCGAGCGACCCUUGACCCCGCAUGAAGCUCGGGAAAGUUUCUCCCUCCGUUCUGCACCUUCGCCGGAGCAUCUUCAUCCUUCAUCUGAAAACAUCUUUCGGCACCGGGCUCACUCUGCAGCUUGAACACUCCUGUUACCUGAGCACCAUCUCAUCCUAGAGAUCAGUUGCUCGUUCGCGCGUCACGACGGUGCGGUUUAGUGCAGGGAAAGGAAAGGAAGCUUCUGGAGAGGUCGAUACUGGAGAUCGAAAGACAAGGACGAGGGACCGUUGUGAAAUCGUACGAAAUGCAAUCUACUACCACUUGUCGCAGCAAUCGCACCGCAACCGGGUGACGAUCGUGGCUGCUCCAACAGUUCGCGAAGAUGCGCUAAAAUCCAUCCACCCUCCCUCCUUCCGACAACCGUGUAGCCUAGCAACCAUCUAACAACCUCAUUUCAUCGUCCCCUUUUCCGGUGCGUGCCCGCGCCACCAUUAACACGAUUGCCUCUUAAUUUAUUACGAUUAUUAUUAUUAUUAUAUUAUUAUUAUCGAAUCGGUUAAUAUGAUCGCGAACGAGUUCCCUCUAUCAUGCCCCUCUCCCUCAGGCAGUCCUUCCAAGCUGCUUCUCUUGCGCUUAGUGUACGAUACCAAACGAUUGUGUAUUACCAUACCACCAACAUUUAAUUUAUUUGCUCCACCCUCUUCCAAACUCGAAACUCGAUACUAUCAUCCUGUACAUCACCCCAACCGAUCCAAACCGAUCAUUCCCUUCCCUCAUCUCCAGCGCUACCUGUUCGGAGGUUUUUGCUUGCGCGCUGUGUGUGACAGUGAGUUCUGCCGCAAGGGCAAGGGCAUUAGCGAAGAGAAAUCUUUUGCUCAUCUCACAGUGACACAAAAUUUGGACAGAUGAACAGAACAUGGGAACAGAACAUCCCUAGGAAGAAGAGUUUGGGCCAACUUUUCCCUUUCUCUCUCUCGUUCUUCGACGAUGUGCUGGAUAGUUUGUAAAGGCACUUAUUAUAGUAAUUAUCACCAUCACCCAUCAGCUUAUUCAUUGGGGAGAAUGUCGUCUCCAUUUGGUCGUCCUCUCAGCCUUCUCGCGGCGAUAGAGGACAUCCUCACGGACACGGACAUUCGAUCUUAUGAAGGACGUGUAUCUUUGCUUCAAAAGAGUAUUUAUUUAAUCUCCCUAAUUUUCUGUCUAUUUUUCUUAGUCACCACGUUCCAUUUUUUCGUUGGUCUGUUUUCACCCACACAACUACACUGUAUUACACACACACACACCUCCUCAAACACAAGCAAACUACGGGGUGUAAUACUGCGUGAGCGACGCUUUUCUGUUUUCCAUCGCUGUUUUUCACGCACGCACAAAAACGGUUCAUUAUGUUAUGUUAUUUGGAUAUUUUAUGUUUUGGCUUUUGCUUGGUGCACCUUUUUCCUGUACCAUUCUUAACUGUUUCCCCUCCUCUUCAUCAUUUUACCCGUACAUAUAUAAAUAUAUAUAUAUGGAAAGAGAGCAGGUGGUUUAGAGUGUGUUAAGUUUUUAAAAGUUGACCGUUUGCUGGAUGUCGCCCCUAGUCUUAACGGAGACGUUCGGUGCACCGGUUCAAGUGUUUAAAGACGCGACAUGACUUGAAGCUUCCGCUUGGCGCUAUACCGUGCGCAAACGCAAACAAGAAACGGAUGCCGCAAAGCAAGGCGGCACGCCGCAGCAACGACAAACUGCAGCACGAACGUUUGAUACGUAGAAUUGAAAUAGGGUUAGGAUGUAAGCAUUCCUGUUGGAGUGAAAAGGAGUACGAAAAAUGGAUCGACCGCCCGUUUGCGGAGUCACUAUAUCCACUCCCCCUCUCUCCGGUCCAGUACUGUACGAAUAGUUUUUGGUGAUUGUGCUUGAUAACAGUAUUUUUUGUGUUUUUUUUUGUUUUGCUCCCCAUGCAAAGGGGCCGUAAAAGAUAAGGUGUAAAAGCGCAAAGGUGUGGUGUGUGGUGCGAGCCGAGGAAGCGUAGAAAAAGGCCACGAACGCGUAACGCGAGGGCGAGAAAAGUUUUGCGCGAAGGAGAUGAAAAAAAAACAGACAAAAGCAAAAUAGUUUGAAAAUUUGCAAUAGGACGAAGCACGAAGCUGCAGUAAUGGUUAGGGUUGAAUUGUGUUCUGGAUUGUUUUCUUUUUAGGAAUGUGUAUCAUUUUUGUUUUGGUUUCUUGUUCAAUUUCCAUUUCUCGCUCGCCAAAACUCUAGUGGAAACAGGCAGUUAACAGGGUGUGUUGUUGUGUGUAUUGUAAACUCGUGAAAUCCGUUGAUCGAGCAGCGCGUAGUUGCGGGUACUACUUCCUUGCAAAUAUCAGCGACGUGGAUAUUAUUGUAAAUAUUUAUUGAACAGAAAGAUAGUUGAAGAAAAUAAAGUGAUUAGUAAUGAAA
Messenger RNA from Anopheles arabiensis, 5245 nucleotides. RefSeq lists its product as uncharacterized. The coding region runs from base 662 to 2563 and encodes 633 amino acids. The transcript has 4 exons. Lineage: Eukaryota; Metazoa; Arthropoda; Insecta; Diptera; Culicidae. The record is from RefSeq and is a predicted model, not a curated record.